Melitaea cinxia (Glanville fritillary) is the source of this 1533-nucleotide messenger RNA. Its product is annotated as carboxypeptidase M. The transcript has 9 exons. Lineage: Eukaryota; Metazoa; Arthropoda; Insecta; Lepidoptera; Nymphalidae. The record is from RefSeq and is a predicted model, not a curated record. Gene Ontology annotation, biological process: proteolysis. The coding region runs from base 18 to 1178 and encodes 386 amino acids. Gene Ontology annotation, cellular component: cell surface. Gene Ontology annotation, molecular function: zinc ion binding; metallocarboxypeptidase activity.
GUCGAGAUUUAUGGGUCAUGGUGGUCUCUGCAUCUCCGUACGAACACAUGAUUGGCAAACCUGACGUCAAAUAUGUGGCCAACAUUCACGGCAAUGAGGCUGUCGGUCGCGAACUGCUGCUGCAUCUGAUACAAUACCUGGUUAAAGCUUAUGAAACAGACUCGUACAUCAAAUGGUUGUUGGAUAAUACAAGGAUUCACUUGAUGCCCUCAAUGAAUCCCGAUGGCUUUCUUAUAUCGCGUGAAGGUCAAUGUGAUACUGUCCAUGGCAGGCAUAACGCCCGCCGGUACGACCUCAACCGAAACUUCCCGGACUUCUUCAAGGCGAACACAAAGCAGCCCCAGCCGGAGACAGAGGCGGUGAAGGAGUGGAUCAGCAAGAUACAGUUCGUGAUAUCAGGCUCGCUGCACGGCGGCGCAUUGGUCGCUUCCUAUCCCUUCGACAACACGCCAAGCGCUAGGAUAUGCAGAUCCUCUGUGUUGUGCUCAGUGUUCCAAAGCUACGCGCACACUCCGUCCAUCUCGCCCGACGACGACGUGUUCCGCCACCUCGCGCUCGUGUACUCCAACAACCACGCCAAGAUGUCGCGCGGAGUUUCGUGCAAGUCUGGUUCAUCUAGAUUCGAAAAGGGCAUCACUAACGGUGCAGCGUGGUACCCACUUACAGGUGGAAUGCAGGAUUACAAUUACUUAUGGCAUGGAUGUAUGGAAAUAACAUUGGAAAUAUCUUGUUGCAAAUAUCCCCCAGCUCAUGAACUUAAUAAGUAUUGGCAAGAUAACAAAGAGUCUCUAAUAAAAUUCUUAGCUGAAGCUCAUCGUGGUGCGCAUGGGUUCGUUAUGGAUGUAAAUGGUAACCCGAUUGACCGUGCCGCCAUACGUGUGAAGGGACGUGACGUCACAUACCAUACCACUAAAUAUGGAGAAUUUUGGCGUAUCUUAUUACCGGGGACAUACAAACUUGAGGUUGCAGCAGAAGGAUAUUUACCUCAGGAAGUUGAAUUCUUUGUUAUAGAGAACCACCCAACUUUGUUAAAUGUUACUUUACAUUCAGCUAAGCGCAUUGACGGCGGCCCGUACUACCGCCCGCCACCCCCGCCGGCGCGCCCACCGCCUGCGCCAGGUCUCUUCUCCACUCUGACAAACUCCUUCAAUAGCUUUGUCUCCAAUAUUUUCGGAUAAUAAUAGAACGUCAAUUAAGACCAGAAGCAGCUUAUUAAUAAUUUUUAACCAAUUAAUUAGAACCUACUUACAGCCUUAUAAGUUUAUAUUAAGCAAUAUUUGUAAUUCGUAAUUGAUUAUUUACAUUGAAUUGUCACGAUAUGAAUAUUUUGCAGAUUUAUUAAUGAUGUCCAAAUGCUAGAAAGUUUAUCCUUGUUCAUAGAAUACCUACCGAUUAGCUGUAAGUUAAUGCAAAGAAGAUGAUUAAAGUAUUUAUUAAAAUUAAUGUAAAUAGAACAUAGAUAUAAGUAGUUGAUAUAUGUCAAAACAUAGUAUUUAUUUUAAAUAUAAAGAUAAAAAAGCAUGUAGUUUUUUU